Messenger RNA from Melanotaenia boesemani (Boeseman's rainbowfish), 2811 nucleotides. RefSeq names its product zona pellucida sperm-binding protein 4-like. Gene Ontology annotation, molecular function: acrosin binding; structural constituent of egg coat. The transcript has 8 exons. The coding region runs from base 41 to 2155 and encodes 704 amino acids. Gene Ontology annotation, cellular component: egg coat. The record is from RefSeq and is a predicted model, not a curated record. Gene Ontology annotation, biological process: binding of sperm to zona pellucida; prevention of polyspermy. NCBI's taxonomy places the organism in Eukaryota, Metazoa, Chordata, Actinopteri, Atheriniformes, Melanotaeniidae.
GUACACUUGGACAUUGACCAGGUCAGUCAGUUGUGAGACUAUGGCGAAGCAUUGGAGUGUUACCACUUUUGCAGCACUAGCUCUGCUAUGCGGCCUAGUUGGGAAAGAUGUAGAAGCUCAGGGCUAUGAUCACUGGAUGUCCAAGGGUGGUCCGUCAAAGUAUCCACCAACCAAGCCAAUGGACCCUCAGUUUGUUUCACCACCGGUGAUGCCUUCAUAUCCGCAACAAUACGUUCCACCACCAUCAAACCCUCAGGUCUAUGUGCCUCAUCCUCAGACGCCUCAAGUUUACCACCCGCCUCAAGACCCGCAAAAGUAUAACACUGGCUAUGAUAAGGGACACAAGAUGCCUGGAAACCCUCCUGUCCAACAGAAUCCUCAUCCUUACCACCCGCAUUAUGAUCCACAAAAGCUCGACCAUGAUUUCGGUACCAAAACACCUGGAAACCCUCCUGUCCCUCAGAAGAUUCCACCACCAUCAAACCCUCAGGUCUAUGUGCCUCAUCCUCAGACUCCUCAAGUUUACCACCCUCCUCAGGACCCGCAAAAGACCUACACUGGCCAUGGUGGUCAAAAGGUGCCUGGAAACCCUCCUGUCCCACAGAAUCCCAAGAUUCCACCACCAUCAAACCCCCAGGUCUAUGUGCCUCCUCCUCAGAACCCUCAAGUUUACCACCCGCCUCAGGACCCGCAAAAGACCUACACUGGCCAUGGUGGUCAAAAGGUGCCUGGAAACCCUCCUGUCCCACAGAAUCCCAAGAUUCCACCACCAUCAAACCCUCAGGUCUAUGUGCCUCCUCCACAGAACCCUCAAAUUUACCACCCACCUCACGACUCUAAAAAGUUGAGCCAUGAUAUGGGUUCCCAAAAAACUCAGAACCCUCAAGUCCCUCAGAACCCUCAAGUCCCUCAGAACCCUCAAGUCCCUCAGAACCCUCAAGUUCCUCAGAAUCCUAAAGUCCCGCAGAACCCUCAAGUCCCUCAGAACCCUCAAGUCCCUGAGAGUCCCAAGGUGCCUCAUGGUCAUAACACGAAGCACCCCUCCAAGAAUCCCCAGAUCCCUGCAACGCCUCCUGUUAAGAGCUGUGACGUGGAUAGUCAUGUGAGAGUCCCAUGUGGAAUUCAUGAUAUUUCUGCCGCUGGAUGUGAGGCCAUAGACUGCUGCUUUGAUGGUCAUCAGUGCUACUUUGGAAAAGGAGUGACAGUCCAGUGCACCAAGGAUGCACACUUCAUCGUUGUAGUGGCCAGAGAGGUCACUUUACCUAACAUUGACCUUGAGACAAUCUCACUGUUGGGACAUGGCCAAAGCUGUACACAUGUUGACUCUAAUUCAGCUUUUGCCAUCUACUACUUUGGCGUAACUGACUGUGGCUCUGUUGUCAUGGAGGAACCAGGUGCUAUAUAUUAUGAGAACAGGAUGACCUCCUCCUAUGAAGUCGGGGUUGGGCCUCUUGGAGCCAUUACUAGGGACAGCAGCUAUGAGUUGCUUUUCCAGUGCAAAUACAUUGGCACCGCUGUUGAAACUUUGGUUGUGGAAGUCUUACCAUUGGACAAUCCUCCUCUGCCAGUUGCUGCUUUAGGACCCAUCCAUGUCCACCUGAGGAUAGCCAAUGGCAUAUGCAGCACAAAGGGUUGUAAUGAAGUGGAUGCAGCCUACACAUCUUACUAUGUGGAUUCUGAUUAUCCUGUGACUAAAGUGCUCAGGGAUCCUGUGUACGUGGAGGUUCAACUCCUUGAAAAGACAGAUCCAUCACUGGUUCUGACUCUAGGUCACUGUUGGGCAACCACAAGUCCCAGUCCUCAUAGUCUGCCCCAGUGGGACAUUCUGAUUGACGGAUGUCCAUACAGAGAUGAUCGUUACUUGUCAUCACUGGUUCCAGUGGGUCAGUCUUCUGGUCUAGACUUCCCAACUCACUACAGGCGUUUCCUCUUCAAAAUGUUCACCUUUGUGGAUCCCCAUUCAAUGGAACCUCUGAAGGAACAUGUGUACAUUCAUUGCAGCACAGAUGUGUGUGUUCCAGGACCCAAUGCCAGUUGUGAACCACACUGCGCCAGGAGAAAGAGAGAUACAGACGCUGCAGAGGCAAAGAGGGUUGAACCAAAGGUUGUGGUUUCUUCUGGGGAAGUCAUCAUGACUGCUGCAGCUAAAGAGUAAACAGAGGAAGCUCAAGAAGUCUACAGAGAUCAAAGAUAAAAACAUUCAAAAUAAAACAAAAUUAAACAAAACAAGAAAAGAGCUGAAUUAAAUAAAAUGUCUACAUGUGUGAAAAUUUUCAGAAAGUUUCUUCAAGUACUGUGGUCAGUUUUUACCAGUAACACCUUUACAAUCAAGGUGAUGAGUUGGUGCUACAAAUCAACGUGCUGACUUAACAGCAUCCUUGAGGUAGUAAUAAUCGUAUUGCUUUGUUUACAGGGUAAACAGAAUCUUACAAAGGUCUUACAGUAUGAUUAAACUCUGUGCAAUACAACAAACUACAACAUAAAUAAUAAUAAUAUAUUCAAGUCUAAUCUGGUCUCAUUUUCAAAGGGAUAUCUGAUUUAAAAUGUUCAAGCAUUUGAAGUUAAGUAUGUAAAACCCUGGACUUAAUUGGCUACUUUACCCACUGUAGCUCCAUUAGAGAGAAAUCAGGGAUACCCCAAGUUGUAAGAACGUGUGUUCAAAACCCACAGUAGAAAAACACAUUAAUUAAAACUGUACAAAUUACUUAAUUUUGUAAAAUCAUCUACUUCUAAUAAAAACGGACUGUUGACAUUUAUACUGAACUUUGUCUGUAAAGAUGUUUCCAUAUACAUAAUUAAAAGAUGUGACUA